GCUGAGACGUCGUCCGGAGUCACAAUACGUCGAACCUGCGAAGUGAAAGCUGCUGUCAAAUCACCGACUGUAUUUUUUUGUAAACAUUGCAACUAUGCAUUUCAACAGGCUUGUCGCGUCUAUCGCGCUCCUGACGGUCGCAGGCGUGAGUCGGGGAAGCCCAGUGGUCGUCACAGCCCCUCCCGAAGUGGCCGCCCUGUGCCCCUACACGCCGGGGGAGUACCCUCUGCUGCUGCCCAACCCCGUCGACUGCGGCUCCUUCUACAUGUGCAGCUGGUACGGGACGGCCUUCCUUCAGUAUUGUCCAGCGGGGCUGCACUUCAACGUCAAGCUACAAGUGUGUGACUAUCCGGGUCACGCCGACUGUGUCCAGAGAACUACAGCUGUUCCUGUCAACGUAACUACAGCUGUUCCAGUCAAUGUAACUACAGCUGUUCCAGUCAAUGUAACUACGGCUGUUCCAGUUAAUGUUACUACAGCUGUUCCAGUCAACAUAACCACAGCUGUUCCAGUUAAUGUAACCACAGCUGCACCAGUCAAUUCAACUACAGCUGCACCAGUCAACGUAACUACAGCUGUUCCAAUCUCCAAAGUAGCUGCAGCUGCUUAAGUUCCAGUGUAACAGCGGUGUGACCACGCCUGCUCCAAACAGCUGUUUUUUCGCCGCAGAUAUUCGAAUUUCGGAUCUAAUUACAGUUUAUGGAGUCAUUCUGAACCGCAUUUUCAUAAUUUAAAAUACUUUUUUAUUAAUGUUUUUUUGUAAAUUAAUUUAUUUGUUGAGAUGUUUUAAGAAUAAAAUGUUUUAUUAAUCA
Messenger RNA from Penaeus monodon (black tiger shrimp), 812 nucleotides. RefSeq names its product vascular endothelial zinc finger 1-like. Gene Ontology annotation, molecular function: chitin binding. Lineage: Eukaryota; Metazoa; Arthropoda; Malacostraca; Decapoda; Penaeidae. Gene Ontology annotation, cellular component: extracellular region. The coding region runs from base 95 to 610 and encodes 171 amino acids. The transcript is spliced from 2 exons. The record is from RefSeq and is a predicted model, not a curated record.